Neospora caninum is the source of this 3669-nucleotide messenger RNA. RefSeq lists its product as hypothetical. Bases 1 to 3669 code for a protein of 1222 amino acids. The record is from RefSeq and is a predicted model, not a curated record. The transcript has 7 exons. Lineage: Eukaryota; Apicomplexa; Conoidasida; Eucoccidiorida; Sarcocystidae.
AUGGAAAAUUCCGAGAAAGAAGAGGCUCCUCGCGAGGCAUCGCCGGGAACUCCCCUAGUCCCGGCGACUCUGAACAACUCAGUCAGAAAUGCACCUGCCGCUGCAGUGGACGAACCCGUCCGGAAAGAAUCGAAGCCGUUGGUGCUCGAGGUUCGAGGCUUCCUGGAAGUCGUCGAUGUCAAGGGACCGCCCACCUUGAAUGUGCGGUCCGUUUCUCUCGCAGGCGUGCCCCGAAGACAGCUUACAAACCCUACGAGUCGCGAGGCCACGGCGGUCAAGUCUGCAGCGCCUCAGCGCAUCGGCAGCAAGGCAGAAGUGAAGAAAGAGGAAGAGGGAAAGGAAACAAGGCCGGUAAUUGCGAAGGCAAAGGUUACCCCGAAACAGCCUGCAGCAGCCGCGCCUGACGCGAAAGCCACGGAGCCUUUGGCGAAACCCAAAGUCCUCGUUAAAAAACAGGCGCCUACUCCCAAGCCCACUGGGGAGAAACAAGAGGAAAAAAAAGAAGAGGGACAGAAACCUGAGCAAGAUGAGAAGGACGCCCAGAAACCAGAACCAGUGAAGAAGGUGGUUCUUGUCAAGAAGGCCGCUCCCACGCCGAAGGAAGAGAAGAAGGAGGACGAGAAGAAGGCGGACGAGAAAAAGGCGGACGAGAAGGAGGAGGAGAAGAAGCCAGAGGCCAAGGCGAAGGUGGUUCUCGUGAAGAAGUCUGCUCCCAAGCCGAAGGAAGAGAAGAAAGAAGACGAGAAGAAGGAGGAGAAGGCAGACGAGCAGAAGCCGGACGAGGAGGAGGAGGAGAAGAAGCCGGAGGCCAAGGCGAAGGUGGUUCUCGUGAAGAAGGCUGCUCCCAAGCCGAAGGAAGAGAAGAAAGAAGAAGAGAAGAAGGAGGAGAAGGCAGACGAGCAGAAGGAGGACGAGAAGACGGUGGACGAGAAGAAGGAGGAGAAGAAGCCGGAGGCCAAGGCGAAGGUGGUUCUCGUGAAGAAGGCUGCUCCCAAGCCGAAGGAAGAGAAGAAGGAAGAAGAGAAGAAGGACGAGAAGAAGGCAGAAGAAAAGAAGGAAGAAGGAAAGGACGUUAAAAAGCCGGAGGCCAAGGCGAAGGUGGUUCUCGCGAAGAAGGCCGUUCCCAAGGCGAAGGAAGAGAAGAAAGACGAUAAGGGAAAUGCGGAGGCAAAGACACCAGCCAAGGUUGCUCUUCAGGCAAAAGAGAAGCCAGCAACGAAGGAGGAUGAUGUGACGGUGGAGAGGAAAGGCGAGGCUGUAAAAGGAGCAGCAGGCGAGGACACCGCAGUGGCCGCGGGGAAAGGCAAGGAGGCGGGCGUCAGUUCGCCUUUGGACCAGGCGACAAUGCUCAUUGAUCAACAGACGAAGGAAACUGCGAAGAACCAAGAGAAUGAGGCGAGGAAAGCGGAGGCGCUGAAAAAGGUAGUUGCCAAGAAGGCGGCAGCGAAACCCUCCCCCAAGGUCCCAGGGGAAGCCGCAGACAGCACGAAAGAAGCUGGAAAGGACGGCGCGAAAGACGCGAGCGGCGCUGAAGCUUCUGUGGUGAAGAAAGUCAUGAAGAAGGUGGCUGGGAAAGCCAGUGUAAAGAAGGCCGAUGCGCCACAAAAGUCGGCGGAAGCUGGAAAAGAGGAGAAAGAACCUGUCAAGGCUGUGGCGGCGAAGAAGGCACCAGCCAAGGCGAAGAAGGCUGCCGCAGGGAAGAAAUCCGAUUCCGCUGGAGAGUCCGAGGGGAAGAAGAAGGUGUCGGGCGCCGCGAAGGAGACCUCCUCUUCAGCCGACGAAGCCGCACCGAAAAAGGCCAAGAAAGCUGCCGCCAAGAAGGCAGUCAAAGUCGACUCCAAGGCGGCAGCAAAGAAGAAAGUCGUGCCCAACCUCAUGAAACGCGCGGGGAAAGACGAAAAGGCGAAGGACGCUGCCCCCAAGGCGGCGACUGAGAAGCAGAAGACUGCCAAGACGGCGGGUUCCGAGGCCGCUCCGAAGGCCUCACAGAAAGUCGCGAAGAAAACGGAGGCCAAGAAGACGGAGCUGAAGAAGGCGGAGGCAAAAACGACUUCGCCAGAUGAGGAGACGAACCCUAAGACAGAAGAGAAAGCAAAAGAACAACCCGACAGCACUGCUACUCCUCAGUCUGAAAAUGUGGGGCCGAAGGCAAAGACAGCAGCCGCCAAGAACGCGACGCCUGAGGAGGCGAAGAACAGCCCAGCUGAGCCUGAGCAAGCGAAGGAGGCGGCUAAAGGUGACAAAGAAUCGCGCCCCCAGGAGGCCGUCGAUGAGCAAGCCAAGACUGCGGACGCCCAGGCGGAUAGCGGCGACAAGGCCGGUGAAGGCGCCAUUGGGGCGGAAAGUCCUCCGGAGGUGGAGGAGCGCAUCCAGGCAGUGAAAAGCUUUGAGGAGGCGCCUGCACCCGCGGCAACGCACGCCGGCGCCCUGCAGCAAGGUUUCGCCAACGCGAACCAGCUGAACAUCACGCGAGGCCAGUCUAUCGCGAUCAUGCACGACCUCACAAAGGGACCAGUCCCCCAUGUCGCGGUCCUGCCUGAUCGCCACGUAUCCGAACCCCCAGUGAUGGAGCCGUCCACGGAGCACACAAUCAAGAAAGAAAUCGCGACGCCGGCCCCGCGACGCCAGAUGAAUUGGUGUCAGUGCUGCGUCUUUGAACGCCCGUCGGAUUACACUUACCAGACGAGGCCUCUUCCUCCCAGCGACAUUCUUGCUCAGCGGUUAGCGACGCCGGAUGUCCAGAGGCGCUUGGAACAGCAUUCCGCAUUCUUGAAGUAUCCAGGCAAUGUGUGGAUCCCGCCGGCGCGGAAAAGCCACAAAUCGAGCCGCGCUCACCGUCCACGAAAAAGCUCUAAGGCUGCCAAGUUUUUGCGGUGCCUCGGAGUACCCUGCUCGCUCCUCUGUCAGCCUACCCGAUCAAGCCUUGAGGCAGAGAACGACUUCCGACCGAAACGCUCGACGGCGACGAAGUUGCCUGCUGAUGCUGGCGCAAGCAAAACAAAGCAGGAAGCCGCUGCGGCUACUGGCUCUGCAGAAGUGACAGAGAGUCAGUCCGCAGCCAACGCGCAACUUGCUGACGCUUCAUCUCAGCAACAGUGGCAAGGCUAUUAUGACGAGAACGGCCAGUGGGUUUCGACGAACCAGGGCGGAUACUAUGACGAGAACGGCCAGUGGAUUUCGACGAACCAGGGCGGAUACUAUGACGAGAACGGCCAGUGGAUUUCGACGAACCAGGGCGGAUACUAUGACGAGAACGGCCAGUGGAUUUCGACGAACCAGGGCGGAUACUAUGACGAGAACGGCCAGUGGAUUUCGACGAACCAGGGCGGAUACUAUGACGAGAACGGCCAGUGGAUUUCGACGAACCAGGGCGGAUACUAUGACGAGAACGGCCAGUGGAUUUCGACGAACCAGGAUGGGUACUACGAUGGGAACGGCCAGUGGGUUUCGACGAACCAGGGCGGGUCUCAAAAUGACGCCGGGUACUACGACGAAAAGGGUAACUGGGUGUGGACAAAUCUCACUCAGACUAGUACGAACUACAACGGUCCCAGCGCCGAUCAGGAUUACAGUGGGCAGUGGGGUGAGGAUGCCAACGCAAAGUCGGGAGUGGAGGGAGAACAGGACCAGAACACUGAGUGGGGACAGGAGCAAUCUGCUUAUGUGUAA